AUGGCCAACAAUAAACCAAGAAACAAUGACCACAUCAACCUGAAGGUAACUGGCCAGGAUGGCUCCGUUGUCAAGUUCAAGAUUAAAAACAUGCAAAAACAGCCCAUUAAUGAUACAGACACACCAUCACAGUUGGAAAUGGAGGAUGAAGAUACGAUUGAGGUUUUCCAGCAGAUCGAAGGAAACCACUAG
This is a messenger RNA of Bufo gargarizans (Asiatic toad), 192 nucleotides long. RefSeq names its product small ubiquitin-related modifier 2-like. Gene Ontology annotation, molecular function: protein tag activity; ubiquitin-like protein ligase binding. Gene Ontology annotation, cellular component: nucleus. Bases 1 to 192 code for a protein of 63 amino acids. Lineage: Eukaryota; Metazoa; Chordata; Amphibia; Anura; Bufonidae. Gene Ontology annotation, biological process: protein sumoylation. The transcript has a single exon. The record is from RefSeq and is a predicted model, not a curated record.